Messenger RNA from Aspergillus chevalieri, 5403 nucleotides. Its product is annotated as putative SNF2 family helicase/ATPase. Gene Ontology annotation, molecular function: ATP hydrolysis activity; ATP-dependent chromatin remodeler activity; protein binding. The record is from RefSeq and is a predicted model, not a curated record. NCBI's taxonomy places the organism in Eukaryota, Fungi, Ascomycota, Eurotiomycetes, Eurotiales, Aspergillaceae. The transcript has a single exon. The coding region runs from base 1 to 5403 and encodes 1800 amino acids. Gene Ontology annotation, cellular component: nucleus.
AUGGCAACUGACGAUGGGGAUCCGCUCGACUGGACGCUCGAUGAGGUAGUCGAUUUCCUCUGUCAUAAUCCCCAGACGCCAUGGUCCAACUCGGUCGUGAGGAAUCGCCCCGACCCCGUCGCAUUCGAAGCUGCGCUGCGAGAUAAUUUCAUCACGGGGGAAGUCCUCUUGCAUGACGUUGAUCUGAAAGUCUUACAAGAGGAGUUGGGAAUUAAAGCAUUUGGGCACCGAUCUUCGGUUGCUAGAGCAAUACAAUAUCUUCGGAGAAGAUCUAUCAAGUAUCAGAGUACCCAGGAGAAACCAAACAUUCGAUCUGAGGAUAGCCACGAUGUUCCCCCGGCCCCCUCUUACUUGGAUCAAAUGUCUAUUUCUCAUGUUGGGACUCCUCAACGCGAGUUUCCUCCAAACUCCCGCAUGAUGACACCUCCAGUUUCUGAACUCGGUGCUUCGAGAGGAAAACAUGCAGAGCAUUCCCUUGCUUCAAGCAGAGAAAGCUUCGAUAGUAGAAAACGGAAUGAAAUGACAACUGAGACUGACAGCGAAAACCGCGUCCAAGAGUCCGCCAUCGCCGUCGAUGGCGAAAGGCGUAAACGACGAAGGAUACAACCCUUAUUGCAAGGCCAAGAAGUCACUCACAAAAAGGAUACUUCCAAGCUCGAAGAUGGGUGGGUGGCCAAAGAGUGGUAUAUGGGCCCACACAAGGUUCAAUCUGCUCAGCUGUUUUAUCCAUUCAGCUCUGAGGAUAAUGAUCAGACCUUUGUCAUGCUUGGACCGAAGUUUCCUACAGCCCAGCGUCUGUUUGUGAACAAGUCCCUAAACUAUUUUCACAAGCAGCAUCCCAUUAAGCUACCUUGUGAAAAAGGAAAGGAACAAUGGGCUGUCAUACCCUAUAGAGGGCGGAACGAAGAGACGCGAAGAUAUUUCACGUUGUAUACUUCAAGAAAUGGUAAAGUCAUUGUUAGCCAGGAGAACAUGGAUAAAUGGCCGUUGCUUUGUAAAUCACAGGAUCAAAGAGAGGGCUUGAGCCCGUCUGAUCCGUUUGCCUAUCUCCUCCAGAAGUACCCCAUUGAAAAAGAUGUUCCAGACGAAGCUUGCCCUGUAUACGGCGAGUCUGGCUCUGAAGGCGAUUAUGAUGAGGACACAUGGCAAGAGAUAGACGAUGAGCAAAGAGAUACUGAGCGCGGGAAACCGACCAAGCUGUCUCCCUCGGAACUUGAAACGGUUAUCAAGGAGUGUGCUGCAGAAUAUGAAAACAAAUGGCACGAAAUCAAGAAGCAAAAGGAAGAACAAGGAGCAUGGAAACUGUGGUCAAGAGCAAGACGCUCCAGAAGUACUAACCAGCAAAUCAAAUUCUUAACAAAAGAAAUUGAACUUCAGGAACGACGCCUCAAGAAGGUGCAGGAAACCAUUCGCGGGAAUGAGUACUAUGCAAUUUCGGAGCUCAAACUCCUUUGUCAAAGCAUGGAGCACUCGGUGUUCAAUAUCACCAAGCAGAGAUGGCGCAUAUCGGUGUUGGAGCAAGACAAAUGCCCUCCAAAGGUCGAAACUCCGCAAAAGCAGCGACCAAAACCAAAGCCAAAAUUCUGGAUUGAUGACGAGGAAUCCUUAAGUUCUGAGGAUUCCGACGUUCAUCAUAACGAGCCUCUGGAUGACUUCAUUGACGACUCUGAAAUGCAAAAUGUCCAAGGCGAGGAGUUUGAUCGCACUGAUACCGAUAUGCAAGAUCUUGAAGACGAAAGACCUGGUCGCAAUCCCCUCAGGACUCAAUCACCUAUUAGGCUAUCGUCGAGCAGCAGUGAUGAUAAUAUUAUAAGUCCCUCUGGGAAGAGACGCAAAUCAAAGGCCCGAAAGCGCAACCCCUUGAGCCUCCGUUCUUCUUCGUCGCCAGAUGUUCCUGCCAAGGAACAAAAGCCAGAACCAAAAACAGACCUGAUUGAUCUCACAAUGGACACCCCUUCUCCUGCUGAUGAUCUAACCAUCGAGACUCCUCCUUUGAAUCCCAUGGUACCUAAUAAAUCGCACCCUAUCUCAGCUAAUGUUGCUAUCAAGUCAGAAAGGAGUUCAAUAUCUCCCGGCCCGACGCUUCCUCAACGAAUAUCCGUUGAGAUACCGACAUUCAAGCAAUCAUUUACAAAGCCUGCAAACAAUGAUUUACCUGAUGUCAACGAUUUUCCUGCGCUAGUCAAAUUAAGCUGGACGAGAAUCGAAGAGCGUUCGGAUCGAGGAAGACUCUUGGCCAAGUUGAUCGGAGGCUUACCUGACGGAGAACGGCUGACCAUGGCAAAUCAUAUCCCGGCUUACGGAGUGAAGCGUCUUAAACAUCAUAUUCACGAUGCUUUGAAUGCAUUGACUGAAAGUGAGAAGCAAAUACCCGGCUUUGCACCGUUCAAGAACCAGCUUGUCAUGCGGACGGCAUCGCUUUACAUCUCCUACGUGAAUUGCGUUCAUCUCUCCCAGGAAGGGAUCUCAAGACGCCAAAUUGUUGAAGCGCAAAUGAGUCUGAGUGGGUUCACUUCUUUUUUCGAGGUUCUUUGCAAACAUUUAGCGGCAUAUUACGAUUGGAAGCUCAACGAGGAAACUCCGAAAAAGAAUUCACCGCACAAGAAGCGCAAGAGGGAGGUCAAGGAAAGCCAGCACACCAAACUGAACCAAGUGAGUGCGCAAGAGCGUCUUCAGAAUCAAGAGAAACAGAGAGAGAAGCUCCAGAAAACUUGGGAAAACAUGGGUAUCAGCAACGAUGAUCCCAGGCAUCAAGUUGUCAGCUUCGGAGAUCCAGCCAUCUAUCUACCUUCGCACAUCGGCUCCCAUGUCAAGCCCCACCAACUGAGAGGUGUUCAGUUCAUGUGGCGAGAAUUGAUCGAAGACGAGAACCAGCAAGGAUGUCUGCUUGCCCAUACCAUGGGUCUGGGAAAGACUAUGCAAGUAAUCUCGCUCCUUUCGACAGUUGCCGCCGCCGCAGCUUCAGAUGACAUACGCAUCCGCAAGCAAAUCCCUGAACAUCUUCAUCGGUCUCAAACACUAGUUCUCUGUCCCUCGUCAUUAAUUGACAAUUGGCUUGAGGAAUUCCAGAUGUGGACGCCGAUGAAACCCAACCUCUUGGGGCCCAUGAGAAAGAUAACGGCCACGUUAAAGCUCGAGAAACGUUUGAAAAAGGUCGAGGAUUGGAAUAAAGAAGGCGGGAUUUUGAUAAUGUCUUAUGACAUCUUCCGAACUUGGAUCUUGAAUAAGGAAACAAAGGCAAGAGGCAGGCUGUUCCUAGACCAAGAGAGUGAUCAGGACGCUGUGCAAGGACAAGCCAAGGGCUGGAAGUGUCUUUCGGAUGAGCAGCAUGAACGCGUCAAGAAAUGGCUACUUGACGGGCCUAGUAUCAUUGUGGCUGAUGAGGCUCACAAGAUGAAGAAUGUCAACACUGGGAUUGCGCAAGCCGCAGUCCAAUUCCGCUCCAAGAGUCGGAUUGCAUUGACUGGGUCUCCUCUCGCGAACAACUUGACCGAUUACUACACAAUGGUCAGCUGGAUUGCUGAGGGUUAUCUUGGGGAGUAUAAAGAGUUCAAUGCCAAUUACGUGGAACCCAUUGAAGAAGGGCUUUACGCCGAUAGCACACAUUCUGAGAGAAGGAAGUCGCUUGUGAAGCUCCAGGUUCUUAAAGAAAUUCUUGAACCCAAGGUCAACCGUGCCGAUAUUUCUGUGCUCGCCGGAGACCUUCCGCCAAAGGUGGAGUUCGUCAUUACAAUUCCCCUGACCAAGCUCCAGAAGGAGGCAUACAACUUAUAUGUGAACGCUGUAUAUGGCGAGGUUGGAGAUGUGGGCAAUCCGAAGCUGUGGUCUUGGCUGGCGAUUCUGGGCCUUUGUUGCAACCACCCCAAAUGCUUCUUGGAUAAGCUUAACAAUCCCACCGACGAGCCGCCAAAACAGGGACAGGCCGCUUUGCCUGGGGAGGAGUCAAUCGAUCAAGUGGGUCUACCGGAUUCAGAGAGUUUGGUCUCCCGACAAAGGCCUCUUUUUGCCGCCGUCCCUGAUAUUAAGGCGUUGGACCUCUCAUACCGGACACUGAUGUUGAACAAGAUCGCCGCAGAGUCUGUGAAGACUGGAGAUAAGGUUCUGAUCUUUUCCCAUAGCCUUCCGACACUGGAUUACAUCGAGGAUGUUCUUAAGCGCUCAAACUUGAAAUACUGUCGCUUGGAUGGACGGACGUCAAUGGGCAGUCGGCAGACCGCUACCAAAGCAUUCAACAAGCCGGGGCCUGAGCAAAUAUACAUCAUAUCGACACGUGCUGGUGGCUUGGGUCUGAAUAUCCCUGGCGCCAAUCGCGUGAUUAUCUUCGACUUCCAGUUCAACCCAGUCUGGGAAGAACAAGCGGUGGGACGUGUCUACCGUUUAGGUCAACGAAAACAUGUGUUUGUCUACAGGUUCAUUUCCGGCGGCACCUUCGAAGAGAAAAUCUUUGGAAAAGCAAUCUUCAAGAGCCACCUGGCUAAUCGCGUGGUUGACAAGAAGAACCCAGUCCGCUGGGCAAACAAAUCCGUAGGGGAAUAUCUUAAACCAGCGGGCUCUGUUCCUCAGAAAGAUCUCACCGAAUUCAUCGGCAAGGAUCCCCUUGUCCUCGACAAGAUCAUCCAGAGCGACAACGGGCCUGAGAAGAUCAUUCGAAAGAUCACUCUUACGGAGACUUUACAAAGAGAAGACAACGACAAUCUCACCGAGGAAGAGAAGCAAGGUGUUCAGAUGCAUCUGAGCGAAGAACGUCUUCGGCGCACAGAUCCCCGUGCAUACCAAGCCUUGAUGAUGGAACGGGCAGCCGCAGCACAAGCAAAACAAGCAGCGUCAUGGGCGGUCAGCGCUCAGGUUCAAGCGAACCAACCGAACCCAUAUUACAUAGACCAGAGAGGGACCACACACUCGAGCCUGUCGCAUCAUCCUCAUCCUCCGCAACUAUCGCACAAUAUUGGCCCGCGACCUCUGCCGCCAGACACUAGCAUUUCUCGGCCAGUCCCAGCCUCUCCUGUAAAUAAUAGCGGUCAUCCUUUCCCUGUACCGUCAUCGCAUGCGCAUCCCCCAAUUUCUGACAAUACCACCACCUCAAUCGCCGGGUCUGCUCCGCAAAAACGUCCGUCGCUGCCAUCGAAACCCUCCGUCAAUACUGCCUCGGUAACUGCUCCCGCUCCUCCUCAACGCCCGCCACCAUCGAACGCUGACACGUCCCAAGGUCUGAAUCCGACGUCCGCUGCCUCGAAUCAACCUGGAAGAAACAAGGAGGCGGCAAGUACCGGCAGUGACACAAUGUCAAUCGAUGGGGACGAUUCCGGAGAUGAGCAGGCUUUCGAAAGCCCACCGGAGGAAAGGCCUGCGGCUGGGAACAAUGCAAAAUCGACAAAAGCAAAGACCAAUUGCAACACUCAGUGA